This is a messenger RNA of Alosa alosa (allis shad), 8548 nucleotides long. It is a transcript of the gene znf638, whose product is annotated as zinc finger protein 638. Gene Ontology annotation, cellular component: nucleus. Lineage: Eukaryota; Metazoa; Chordata; Actinopteri; Clupeiformes; Clupeidae. The record is from RefSeq and is a predicted model, not a curated record. Gene Ontology annotation, molecular function: RNA binding; zinc ion binding.
CACUCUUGUGAGUUCUCUGUUCUGGCAUUGAGAUUCCACCACCUCCCUUCCUCCGACACCACAGCGUCGAUAGCCUAGUGACUAGACCCUAGUCUGUUGGGAGUUCUUCAGUAAGGUCAAUUUUUUCUAUUUGUGAGAACUUUUUCCUCUUGUUUUACUUAGCUCAGCUAAAGAAACCAUCCUCAGAGACUAGGGGGCAGUAAGUACUGCUGGGGUGCGUUCUCUUCCCUCGUGCACCCCUUCCACACAGGACUGGAGAGAUGCUGAAGAGCAAAAACAAACAGAGCGCUCAGAAUGGCGUAGUGUCUGUCGUUACUAACACUGGCCCCAACAGCUGCUUUCUGACGGCCAAACCUCAUGUAGCUACUCGCUUUGCGUUGUUGUUGGAAAGUUUUCCUGUUGCGAAUUCGUUGAACGCCUUUGGGAGCUUAGGGAGCCUGCCUGUCCUGCCCCCUGCCUCCCUACAGUUGGCACAGAUUAAGACCCAGUUGGCUUUGCACCAGUUGAAUGCACUUGCUGCCACUAACGCCACUGCGGUCCCAUCGCCUGCACAGACUUUGCUCAACCUCUUGAAGGUCUCCAUGUCUCACCCCAUGUACAACCCUGGUGGGGGAGGCUUCUCUGGCUCUCAGAGGCCCAUGGUAUCCAACCAGUAUGGCCUUGGGGGUCAGCCUGGUAUGGACAUGGGUGGCUCUCGCAUCGGACCUGGUGCUGGGCCUAUGUCAGGACCACAGCCGGGUAUGAUGCCUUCAAUGAGAUCCCAGCAGAUGGGUUUUCCAUUGGGUCAACGUCCACCACAGAUGUCCCAAGACAUCGAGUCAUCUAUUGAAAUGCACAUCAGAGGAGCCCGAGAGGAAGUUCGCCUGCUCAACCGAAUUAUGCCCCAGCAACCAAAACCAACUGACCCACGCUUGCACGACGAUCCGAGGGAGGAAAUGGGUAGUUUUUCUGGACAGAGGGGAUCUGGCAGAAUGGACGAACCGUCCUCUGCAGAUUGGUCGCACUUCCAGCCUCCCAACAAACUUUUUUCGUCCUCUGCUUUGGGUCAUUCCUCCUCAUCCUCCUCACUAUUUCAAACCUCUGGGUUUGGAGGUGGUCCUGGCCCUGGAAGAGGAGGUGUCGAGAGCCAGUCAGGUCCUCGUUCGGGUCCUCCUGAUCGUCCUCCUGUUCGCUACACCUCAGAGAGUGCCAGCAGCAUCCUUGCAAGUUUUGGCCUUUCAAAUGAGGACCUUGAGCUCCUUAGCCAUUACCCUGAUGAUCAACUCACACCUGACAAUCUGCCUUUCAUUUUGCGAGACAUUCGCAUUCGCAAGGCCAAGCGGACCAUGCCUGACACUGACGAUAGAUCACGCGAUCAGAGGGCACAGGAACCUCGGCAGAGCAAAGUAAUUGACUAUGGACACUCAAGUAAAUAUGGCUAUACAGAGGAGCGCUCAGACUCCUAUGGAAGAGAUCCACUUCCAAAAGAGUUGCCAAAAUACGAGCGAGACAUAGGAUCUGGACCUUCUUUUGGUGGAGCUGAAAUCACACGGCGGCCCCAGGCAAGUCCAGCAAUGCCCAUUUCAUCGAAACCACCUCCGAUGGACCAUAGGAAUGUCUUGGCCGGCCCUCCUCCUGAACUCAAACCAGCUCCGCCCAGCUCCAUGCCUGGAAGAGAUCCGGUACCCAAGUCUGCUCCUCCAGCGCCCAGCUGCCCUGUAGUCAUGCCACCGACCCAUGCUGUUGGUUCCCGUGCUGGCAUGAUGGUCCUGGGAGAUGGCAGUGGAGGUCCCAAGCCCUCCACAUGGUCUCCUGCCUUCCCUCCUCCAAGCAACCCAUCAGUCAUGAAGAGGCUCCCAACGCCCACUAUGAUGAAUGAUUACUCAGCGGCCACACCAAGAAUCUUUCCACAUACAUGCUCUCUAUGUAACGUAGAAUGUGUCCUGAUCAAGGACUGGAUAGAACAUCAGAACACAAAUCUUCAUAUUGAGAGCUGCCGGCGUCUCAGGAAGCAAUAUCCGGACUGGAAUGUGGACACACUUAAUGUUCCCAGAAAUGAGUCCAAACCACCUGUGGAGCACCGCAGUCCAAAGCGCCGUUCAAAAUCCCGGUCUCAUUCAUGGACGAGAUCUCCUAGUCCAAGACGACAUCAUGGAUCCACAGGCCGUCGGCCUCGCUCCCGCUCCCGAAGCCCAGGCAGGUACCGGCGUUCCCGGAGUCGCUCCCGCUCACCUCGGAGGUCGUCCCGCUCAAGCCCCACUUCCCACGGCCGCCGGCGCUCCCGUAGCCCACAGUCACGCCGCUCCCGCUCCCCUCCAUCGCGUCGCUCCAGAUCCCACUCCCCACGGAACUACGGCAGGCGGUCUCCGCCUCGCUCUGGCCGUAGGGUGAGUCCGCGGAGGCCCAGCCCACAUCGCCGACCGAGAUCCAGCAGCAGUGAAAGAUUGGCCAAGAAGCUCAUUGAGUCCUCUGCCGGGUUGAACAUCAAGGACAGCAGUGCGCUGGAGGCCGUGGUGAACUCUCUAGCUCCAACUCUACUUGCUGAGUUGGCCAAGAGGAAGAGUGCUGUCGCCUCAUCCUCGGCCUCCAGGGAUGGCGGCCGCAAGCGGACGCCUUCUCCUUCCCCCAAGAGGACCUCCUCCAAAUCCAGUAGCUCCUCCACAAACAAGUCCACUGGCUCCUUCACUAAGAAAAAGGCUGGUCCUGGUACAGCUUGCCUGCUCCGGUUCAAAGGAGUGCCUCACAAAACUACUGACCAAGAGCUCGUAGAGGUUAUCCAGCCUUUUGGGAAGAUCAACCAUGCCUUUGUGAUUAAGGCUAUCGAAGAGGCCUCGGUGUGCAUGGAGAGAGAGGAGGAUGCCAGAGAUUUGGCAAACUUCAAGAACCUGAGGAUCCAUGGCAGGUUGAUCACCAUCUGUAGGGAGGAGGAGCUAACGGAUCCUAGAGCACGACCUGCUGGCAGAGAGGAGAGGAAGGUUAUGGUUGUUAAAAAGAAAGACACGGGCAUGGGUAGAGCACCUCCGACAAGGCUGCUAGCCAGACCCCUAGGUAGAGGAGGUCUCCCUCCUCUGAUGGGGUUGGGAAGGAGACCACCUCUGCUCCAGAAUCCUGCAACUGGCCCUGUGAAGCCAGGCAGGUACCCUGGAAAGACAGGCCAGGCUGCAGGAAAGGAUAGCAAGACUGCAGGAAAGGCAAGCCAAACCACUGGAAAGGCGAACCAGACCCCUGGAAAGGCAAACCAGACCCCUGGAAAAGCGAACCAGGCCCCUGGAAAGGCUAACAAGGCUAACCAGGCCCCUGGAAAGGCUAACCAGGCCCCUGGAAAGGCUAACCAGGCCCCUGGAAAGGCUAACCAGGCCCCUGGAAAGGCUAACCAGGCCCCUGGAAAGGCUAACCAGGCCCCUGGAAAGGCUAACCAGGCCCCUGGAAAGGCUAACCAGGCCCCUGGAAAGGCUAACCAGGCCCCUGGAAAGGCUAACCAGGCCCCUGGAAAGGCUAACCAGGCCCCUGGAAAGGCUAACCAGGCCCCUGGAAAGGCUAACAAGGCUAACCAGGCCCCUGGAAAGGCUAACCAGGCCCCUGGAAAGGCUAACCAGGCCCCUGGAAAGGCUAACCAGGCCCCUGGAAAGGCUAACCAGGCCCCUGGAAAGGCUAACCAGGCCCCUGGAAAGGCUAACCAGGCCCCUGGAAAGGCUAACCAGGCCCCUGGAAAGGCUAACCAGGCCCCUGGAAAGGCUAACCAGGCCCCUGGAAAGGCUAACCAGGCCCCUGGAAAGGCUAACCAGGCCCCUGGAAAGGCUAACCAGGCCCCUGGAAAGGCUAACCAGGCCCCUGGAAAGGCUAACCAGGCCCCUGGAAAGGCUAACCAGGCCCCUGGAAAGGCUAACCAGGCCCCUGGAAAGGCUAACCAGGCCCCUGGAAAGGCUAACCAGGCCCCUGGAAAGGCUAACCAGGCCCCUGGAAAGGCUAACAAGGCUAACCAGGCCCCUGGAAAGGCUAACGAAAAAAUGUUUUUUUUGUUUUUAACAGAAACACAAGCUGUGAAGAAAGUUGUCAAAAGGGAAAUCCCAUGGAGGAAGAAUGUGAUCACAAUAUCUGGUAUUCCUACUAGUGGAGUAACAGAAGAACAGCUUUUGGACUUGGCUAAACCACAUGGCUGCAAUACUGUCCCCAUCAUUGCUGUCAACCAGGGAAAGGCUUUUAUUGAGAUGCCCACUAUGGAGGCUGCUGAGGCCAUGGUCAAGGCAUAUUCUGAGACGCCUGCAAAAAUUGAGGACGCCCAGCUGACCCUCUCAAUGAUGACCACACCCAUCGACCUGAAAUACACGGAAUCAGUCUUCAGAGUUCUGAUGGGUAUGGCAAAAACUGAGGAAAUCGCCACUCUGCCAGAGCGCCUCCUGAUAGUUUCAAAUGUGCCUGUUAGCAGCACGGCUGUCUCGGAGAUUUUGGAGCUCGUCAAGCGCUUUGGUGCCUACAAACAGGCUCUGCCUCUCAAUAAAAGGAUUAUUUUUGAGAUGGAUACCCCUGCCAUUGCCAGAACUGUUCACAACCGCUUCAAGAAGUUUCCCUGUAUCAUCCAGAAUAAUCCCCUUAACUUCACCCUGGCUAAACCUCUGAAGCCUGCAGAGGAGGUCAAAAAGAAGAAAGGAGCUAACAGUAACAAGGCAGGAGCUAAGCCUGUUGAUACAAGCAAGAAGGCUGUGCCUACAGAUACAGCAACAGCUACAACAGCUGAAGAUGAGGCCAAACAGGCUAAGACACCCGCUGCUACAGGUGAAGCCAUUCCUGUGGAGGCAGCAUCCAUUGCUGUCACAACAGCUCCUCCAUGUGAUGAUACCCAAUCAGUGACCCCUGCGGCCACUGAAAGCCUGUCCCCCAGUGAUGCUACCCCUGAUCCUACCACAACAACGGACCCUCCCAGUGAUGACAGUUUGGCAGUGGCAGCGACCCCUGACACUUUGUUAGUGACCCCUAACGUCUCUGAAGCAACAGAAACCCCUUGUAAGCCUGCAGCUGAAGUGACCCCUGACGUCACCGCCAUACCAUCCACUGAGAGAGUCUCCACUCCUCCCGCUGUUGUUAUGGACUCGCACCCAGAUUCCACACCUGCUCAAGAACCCCUUGCUAUAGCCGAGAAGACCGAGGCCUCGGCUGAGGAUGCAGGCAUCACUGAGACUACCGAGACUGACACUCAAGUGCUCACCCAAGAGGAAAACCUUUCCAAGGAUACUGCCGCUGAAGAGCCUGCAGUGGAAGCCUCGCAGAUCGAGGAGGAUGCUCCCGUGACCACGCCGGUCACAAAGGACGUUGAGUCACGCCAAGACAAUCAGGAGGAUACAGAGACCUCUCCCAGUGCUGAACCAAUGGAAGUGCCUAUGCAACAGAGUGAAGCGAAGGAAGAGAAUGCAGAGGUGGAACAGGAUGCUGUUGCUAAUAGCAACAGUGUAGAGAUUACUAAGGCUGCGGCCUCCCCUUCCGUAGCCAUGGAGACGCCAAAAAUCUCGACCGAAGAAGCAAAACAGGGUAGUGAGGACAAACAGGAUGACCGUGUUGAACCACAGCCAAGCAAAGACAAAGAGUUGGCCAAUUCAGAAGAGCCCCCAUGUGGUUCGUCCAGCUCUUCCAAUCCACCACCAGCUCCAAGUGAGGAAUGCAGUGCUCCUCCAGAGGAAAAAGCAGCGGCGGUGAUCCCGGCGCCACCUGAUGGUGGGCCGGUAUUGGACUUCCCUCCGGUCACCCAGGAGAUCCUGAGAGCUCUGGAGGCAGCCGUGCACCAGUGCCGCAUGCAGUCCUCCUUGAGGCGGGCCGAGGAGGAGGCCAGACAGAAACAAGCCGAAGCAGAAAAGAAGAACUCUGCCAGUAAUAAGCCAACUACCCCAAGCAAGACAACCAUCCCAAGCAAGACAACCACCCCAAGCAAACCCGGCGCUAAGUCCAGUCCACAGGAGAAGAAAGCACCUGCGGCAGACGUCAAGAAAGCCCACACUUCUUCCACAGGUGGAGGUAACGGACGCGGACGGAAAGACUCCAGUCCAGAGAGAGAUUCCCGGCAACAGAGCAGGAGUCGGGCAGGCUCGGACGAAGAGCAGCUGCCUACAUCCCGGAGAGGAGGAUCGUCCAGCUCCUCAUCCUCACGAAGAAGCAGGCAGGACAGCAGCCCUGCCACCAAGACGAGCAAAGGACGCGAAGAUGAUGGCAAGCACAAGAGCCACAGCACUAGCAGAAGCACACGCUCAUCGAGUAGCUCCAAAGACAAGAAGGAACAGGUUGCUGUUGAACAGCAGCAGCAACAACAGCAGGAGGAGGAAGAAGAGGAGGAUGACUUUUUCCCCUUUAACAUGGAUGAGUUUGUUACUGUGGAUGAGGUCUGCGACGAUGCUGAAGAAGAAACAGCCGAAGUUCCAGCCGAAGCUCCUGAGCAAACCUCAAAGAGAAAGAGAUCUGACUCCCCCCAACCUGUUGAAUCCUCCCCACCUCAGAAGAAGCUGGCUGCAGCCUCUCAAAAGACCCCCACCCCAGUCAGCAAAGGAAAACAGGCAAAGAAACCCACUCCCAGAACAUCGUCACGCAGAACUCGGUCCAGUUUCGCCACAGAGUCAAAAGAAGACGCGGAGGAUGUGCCAGAGGCAGAGCCGAAUGGCGAUGAAGCUGAGGAACCGAAGAAAGACCUUCCCAAGACUGGCUGCUGCUGCUGCUCUGUUGCUGCUGUUGGUGCAGAAGACCAACAGGGGGCAGUAGAGGAUGCCAAAGUGGCUGAGGUAACUGUAGAAACUGCUGCAAACUCUGACUCCUCAGAACAAAAUCAGACACAAGAGGUCAAAGUUGAGGUAAAGAUUGAGGAAAUUUCCCCUCAGCGGCCAGUGACCAAUCUGGAAGUGGAUCAUGUCGCUAUAGAGAAUGUGAAGACCGAGUCCUCUACUUUCCUGCUGUCAGAAGAAACUGAGGUUGCUGUGAAAGGUACUGAUGCAGUGAAGGUGGAGGAGUCCGCAGACAUGGAAUUGGCUACUGGGAAGACCGAAACCCAGGCCUUAAAGGAAGAGACCUCGGAGGCUGUGAAACAAGAGGAGAAGAGUGACCUCUCAGUUGCAGGCCAUCCCAACCCAAAUGUGCUGGUCACGCUGGACGAGGUCAGCGAGGGUGAGGAAGACUUCCCCAAUGAUGGCGAAGAUGAUGCUGAGGAGGAAGAGCGCCUGAAGAGGCAGGCCGGGGAGGAUCCCGAGGGGCUGGUGACGGUUGACGAGGUCGGGGAGGACGAAGGGGAAAAUCUGGAAGAGCAUUUAGUCACUUUGGAUGAAAUUGUGGCAGAUGAGGAGGAGGAUGGAGAAAGUGAACAACCAGCACUUUGUUCAGAGACCGCCCAUGAUAACCAAGAGGAGGAAUCGGGGGAUGCUUUCAAUCCUGAGACUCUGGUGACGUUGGAUGAGGCACAUGGAGACGAUGAUGAGAUGGAGGAGGAAAAGCUGAAGAAGGAUGUGGAGGAGGACACCACUGUGCCUUCAGGUGGCAUGGCUGAGCCUCCAGUGUCCCCCGGGAUUGACGAGGUGGCGAGGAUGAACUUUGUCACUGUGGACGAGGUGGGAGAGGAGGAGGACGAGCAGCCGCCAUGGCAACCAGCUCCUGAAGAAGAGGAGCAGGGGAAGGAAGUAGUCAGCACAAGGAAAGCCAGAGCCAAGAAGAGAGCACGGCAGACUCCAGUGAGGAAGUCAACACGUGGCAAGAGGGAUGCGAAGCCUAGUGAGGAGGAAGAAGAAGAGGAGGAGGAGGAGGAGGAGCAGCAGCAAGAGAAGAAGAGCCCAGAGAAGACCUCUACUCUCACCAAAACGGAAGAGGCACCCUCAGCCUUGGAACAGCCUGAGGACAAGGAGCCCAAACCUGCUUCGUUGUCCUGUGAGACCCAGAAUACAGAUACCUCAUCCAAAGAGUCGAAAGAGGAGGGGACGUCUUCGGGGCAGGAGGCAAAGGGUGGCCUUGAGGAUGUAAAGAACAGGAUGCCAAGUUCUUGGCAAAAUUGGAAAUGCCUGUUACCAAGGAGGACAAGGCAGAUGUUAGAGCUCCCAUUGGAGUCAAAGCAGAGGAGGGAAGAGGAGAUGGAAGCAGAACCAGAGGUGAAGAGGUCCCGUUCGACAUCACCCUUGAACGCAGACUUCACUAUGCCUCCUUUCAAGCCUGACACCCCAGUCGGGGUGGACUUUGUGGUGCCUAAAACGGGAUUCUUCUGUAAGCUGUGCUCGCUGUUUUAUGGCAGUGAGGAGGCUGCCAAGAAGAGCCACUGCAGCAGCCUGCGUCACUAUCAGAACAUGGAGAAAUAUUACCAGAAACUGAAAUCUCAGCAGAAGACGAGCAACUCCAAACAGACCUCCCGUCCCGGCUCAACGUCCGAAUGAUCAUCAUUGCCCACUUUAGCAGCCUUUUACUGUCAUCUAUUUGUCUCUCUCAGUUUUGUGGGUCCAAUACAAUUUUGAUGUACAUUUCAUUUAUUUUAAAAAUAAAUACAACUGUUAAAUAUAAAUGGUUAUGAGACUAAUGACAUGAAUGGAGAUGUCUUAUGAAAUAAAAUGUUUUAUUUAGA